CACUUCGGCGAUAAAGAGGUCUUGUCAGGCCAGGUGAAAACAUCGAUCGUAGGAAUAAUAAUAUGUAUGUGUCAAGGAGGGGUGUCGCUAAAUAAAUCUCGGUGAAUCGUGUUUAAAAAUGCAAUCGCUUUAAAAAGAGAAGGCUUGGAAUGGGAAUUGAGGCAGAUUUUACAUUAUAUAAAGAGGGGGAAACGAGCUCCCGGAACUCUUUAUAUUCCCAUGAUCCACCGCUUAGGCACCUACGGAAGCUCCAAUGUUUAAUCAGCGGAGUAGACUAUCUUGUGCAUAGAAGAGCUUUGACAACACUGACAAGAUCUGCAGGCAGAUAAGCUGGCUGGUAUGGCCUUUUAAAGAAACCCCUGAGAUGUUGGGCUGGGGAGACUAAAAUUAAAGAAAUUUUCCAGUGGCAAUUGCAACACCCACACACAGUUUGUGUUUGCCAGAGCCUGGAAGAAAACCUCAAAAAAAAAAAAAAAAAAAAGAAAGUGGAUGAACAUUCAUCAUCUCAACAUUCACAGUGCGACAGGAUUGUUGUCCAGCUCCAUCUUGCAACUAAAACUGGAAAGUGUGUGGGAACAGAUCCAAAUUUUGUUUUGUUGGGCCUUAUCCACCUUUGCAUGAAAAGACUGUUGUCAUUAUUAUGAAACAUGGACCAAAGUGCAGUUGACAGUUCAGUGACCUUAGUCAUCAAGGCUCCAAACCAAAAAUACGAUGAUCAGACAAUAAAGUGUUUUUUGAACUGGACAGUUGAAAAAUUGAAAACGCACCUUUCAGAUGUGUAUCCAAGCAAGCCGGCGUCAAAGGAUCAAAGACUAGUCUAUUCUGGCAGACUUCUUCUGGACCAUCUUCAGUUGAGAGAUGUCUUCAGAAGGCAUGAUGAGUAUCACAUGGUUCACUUAGUGUGUGCCUCGCGGACCCCACCUGGAUCACCAGAGCAUGGUGGCAGUAACAUGAAAACGAUGGCACCAGCAUCUCUCGGCCCAACAAACUUGGAAUCGGGAACGCAUACUCCUGCUUCAUCUCAAACCCAAGAAACGUUGCCAGUGUCUGCAAGUACAAAUACAGAGGGUCUGAGGCAUCGGAAUAGUCAGCAGCAGCAAACCAACCCUGAGCUGAGUGAUGCGUCUCCAGACUUUAUGCAAGGACAUCUGGGUAACCCAGUUCCCAUGCAGCAUGGCAUUCCUGCUGGGCUUCCCAUGUACCCUUUAUACAGUCCAAUACAAAUGUUGUGGUGGCAGCAAAUGUAUGCACGCCAUUACUACAUGCAGUUCCGAGCAGCAGCAGCAGCAGCAUCGUCCCAGGGAUCAGAUUCUGUUCUGCCGUCUCUCCCUCCUUCCUCCCAGUCCACCGAUCCUCCACCUCAGAACGAGCCCCCGGUUGUGCCCCACGCAGCUGUGCCGGAGAACAGGCCUGUGAACCAGAACAUCCAGAUGAACGCUCAGGGCGGCCCAGUGAUCAACGAUGACGAUCUGAACCGGGACUGGUUAGACUGGAUGUAUACCUUCUCCCGAGUUGCCAUUCUUCUGAGCAUCGUAUACUUCUACUCCUCGUUUAGCCGCUUUGUCAUGGUGAUAGGGGCCAUGCUGCUAGUUUACUUGCACCAGGCUGGCUGGUUUCCAUUUCACCCAGAUGUGCAGAACCAGCCCGGGGAAGUCAACCAGGACGACCAGGAGGCCGAACACAAUCAGGAGAUGCUGGAAAUGGAGCGGCUCAUGGACGAUGGACUAGAUGAAGACAGUGGGGACGACACAGUGGAAGGCCCCGAUAUGACCCCGCAUACUGGAUGUCUGGCCACAGUAUGCUCCUUCAUCACUACUUUUUUCACCUCCCUCAUCCCUGAAGGGCCACCCCAUGCUGCCAAUUAGAUGCAGCAAGGCCUGAAAGCAGCUUCACAGUUUACAAGUUGCAUUAUGUUGCACUCAUGCUUCUGACGAAGUGGCAUUAAGUGUGUUCAUGGAUUCAGAAAAGCAAGGCACUUCUGCUUAGGUUUUUAUCUCCCUCCUUAUCUGUGAAACUUCUCUUUCGAUCAUGACACACAAAAUGUUUGUAUGAUGGGAAAAAAUAAGCUUUGCUGUCUUCUAUUUUUGACUUUUGAAAUGGCAUGUGUUACCAAUGUUUUUGCUUUCAGUAUUAAAGGGAGAAAAAGUGAUGGCUGUAUAUGUGAACAGCUGUAUAUAUCGCACUGCAUCUCUGUAAAAUUAUCUUGUUCCAAGUAACCUUUUUAUAUAUACAUCCAACAAUAAUAAUAAAAAUAAAAAAUAAAAACUUUGCAAUAGAUUGAUGAAGGAUGUAGGUGUUGAAUAUUUCAAGCUUCAGUUUAAUAACACUGGUUCAAACACUGCCAGGUGAACUUUUGUGUCUUCAAAUGCUUUCCAGCUUAUAAAUCGUACAAAGUUAACUGACCUCCUAGAAUAUUUGGGAAUUUUGUAUUUAUAUUUCAAAUCUUAAAAACUCCUACUCCUACUAUGAAGAGGAAAAAUGUAUAAUAGAAAGCUCAGUAAAAUAAUCAAGACUGUGAAUGAUUUAUAAUCACAUUUAGUUGUAUCAUACAUGUUGUAGUAUACAAUUCAAACGAUACAAUAAAACAAUGCUUUGGGGGGC
Messenger RNA from Polyodon spathula (Mississippi paddlefish), 2601 nucleotides. Its product is annotated as homocysteine-responsive endoplasmic reticulum-resident ubiquitin-like domain member 2 protein. NCBI's taxonomy places the organism in Eukaryota, Metazoa, Chordata, Actinopteri, Acipenseriformes, Polyodontidae. The coding region runs from base 648 to 1865 and encodes 405 amino acids. Gene Ontology annotation, biological process: endoplasmic reticulum unfolded protein response. Gene Ontology annotation, molecular function: protein binding. The record is from RefSeq and is a predicted model, not a curated record. The transcript is spliced from 9 exons.